Paramuricea clavata is the source of this 4696-nucleotide messenger RNA. The record is from the annotation of a GenBank genome assembly. Lineage: Eukaryota; Metazoa; Cnidaria; Anthozoa; Malacalcyonacea; Plexauridae.
CUUCAGAAACAAAGGUUUCAGGUUACACGUCCAAAAGAAACCACUGUCAGCACACAUAAUAAGAGCUUGCCUGAAAAUCAAACAUAUUUUGACUAGAACAGAGUUCAAUUUCAAAUCAUGAAGUCAACAUUAACAUUCCUGGCUGUCUAUGGCUUUCUGCUCGGAGUGGCGCAGUCUGCAAGCAUAACAUCACCAGAUCGCGCAGAUGCGAAAUCCAUCUCGGACUGUCAGUCAUGCGAAUAUAUCAUGAGAUUUAUUCGUUUUCAAACUCUGAAUCAAGCUCAGUCUGUGGACGAUGUCAAAGAGAAGAUAAAAGCUCUCUUCAAGAUCAUUCCAUCCUCUGUACAGGUAUAUAGGGCAAGUUUUGUAUAUUUUGCUUGCAGCGCAGUUUAUGCUAAUUAGACGCGCAUUUACUUCCGUGCUUUAUUUACGACAAAAGCACAACCACCAAUUCUGGAACUGGAUCAUACUAUUUAUAUUUGAAACGCAAAUAACUCUUUAAGUUCUUGAGAUUUAGACUUUUCAAACUGGGGGUUCUGCGCUUGCUCCUCUCACUAUAUGUCGACCAAGUGACCUUCAUUGGCCUUUCUAAAAGUCACAAAGCUUGAAAACAUCACAAUCCCACCAUCUUCAGACUCGUGCAAUUUUCAGAUACAAGCUUUCAAAAUAUCUGGGUUUUUUUCCAAAUUGUAUAGGCUUGAGACCAUGCUAUUUUCCCGUACAAAUAAUUUUUAUCAAAACACAAGCAAAAAUUGUGUUUGUUUUUACCCAAAAAAACGAAUUGUAUUCAAUAGAAUGAUGAAUACUUAUCAAAUGUCGAGAAGUAUGUCCGGAUGAUCCGCAAUGGAAACGAUCCGCAAAGCAUUUGCAAAGCCAUGUCCAAGUGCUCGACCGAGCAACUUGGGUUGCCACGCAUCACCGAAUGUCAAGUGUGUACUGUUGUGGUUGAUCUUAUCAAGUUUGAAUUAACAAUCAGCAAUGCUACAGUUCAGUUUAUUAUCAAAGCUGUUGAAGAAUUGUGUGCCAUAUUGGGCGAUGUACCCGUCUACAAUGAGGUAUGUACCUACUUUUAGCGGGGGGCUCACCUUCCGGGCCCACGUAAUAUCUCGCCUCGGGGUGGGAAGAAAUUAUGUAAACAGGGCGUUUUCGAAAUAAGGUCUACUGAUGUUUAGGUUUUGUUUGUAUUUUCCAACAAGUGUGCCGUUCAGUACAAUAUUAUAGGUCAAAAUCGGCAAAAAUGCCCAUCCCGGUGAGGUGGGAUAAAUUGUAUGUUGGGUAAUUAGAGCUGUGCCCGUAUUUGAGAGGUGUCUGAGGUGGCUCCUGAUUUGCAUAAACGUUUUCCUCAGUUUUCUCAGUUAAAAAUAAUUGUUAUAAAAAUAAUUUCUUGCAAACACAAUUGUUGAAAUCCUUACGUUCCACAAGCUAUAUACAGCAUUCGCGUGUUGUAUCAGACAUACAACCUCUCUCUAAACUUAAUGGGGGAUUUAUAAUAACGCUCUUGACUUGUUACCAUGUAUAUACUCUUCGUUUUUUUAGUGCAAAUUGAUAUUGAAAGAGAUAAACCAGAUAAUCCAAUGGAUUGAACAACAGCUCACACCGACAGAUAUAUGUGUUCGACUUGGAUUUUGUAACAAGACCAUGGACAUCUCAACAUCUGAUUAUAUCAAAACGCAACUAAGCAAGAAUUCAUCGAACAUGUUCUGUGAUCUGUGCAUGAUGGUGGUAAACACGCUGGACAAUGUGUUGAAAAAGAUUGACAGCAGCCUGGAUGACGCAGAGGAUGAGUUGGAUGAUAUUUGUAGUAUGUUGGGAGAUCUCGCUGACGAGGUUGGUAAAGGUAUUUGGUAUCACUAUCAAUCACAAAAACCGUGUAACAUAAAUGAUUAUUUAUUUUGGGUAGUUCUAUCAGCCCCCUAAACCGUGCUUUCCAGAGUACAGUAACUCCGGUUUUCCACUAUUCACUAGGUCUGGGCGAAUUUGAUCGCAGGAAGCGCCGCACGUCAGUAGGGUUGGGCGAUAUUAAAAAAAUCAUCUCACGAUUAUUGUCAAGGAAAUUAUCACGAUAUUCGAUAAUAUCGCGAUAAAUGCAAUAAAAACAAUGACCACAUUUUUCAAUUUUAAUUAAUAUCAUUGUAUAGUAAGCUUAUAUAUAUAAUCUUAUUAAAAACAAGUAAAACAACAAAUUAAAGAAAUAUGAAGGAUUUUUCUAGUCUAAUAUUUACUCUUCAUAAAGCAGAACUGAGCAGAACUGUCUAUGCAGUGUCUACUGUGUCUCCGCUGGCACAAAUACUGUGGCCACCACAGCGCAAGAAAAGCCUGCAAUUCCAUUGUUCAGCAGAUUAUAAAUGUUAGCUUUUGUAUCGUAUUAAAUUCGUUAAUUCAGGAAACAGUUUUAAUUCUUUUAAAAACUAUAUUUUCUAGGGAACUGAAAGAAUUUUUUAGGAUUUUAUAACAGCUAUAUACACAUGUGAAGCAAUAUCACGAUAGUCAUCGAGCAUGACGAUAAUUUCGAUAUAUCGUCGCUCAAGUUUCUGCCUUCGAUACGAUCAUCGUGAUUGAAAAUAUCGCGAUAAAUCAAAAUAUCGAAAUAUCGCCCAACCCUACACGUCAGCAUGGCGACAAAGGAAAAAGUCGAGGGAACAAAUUCCCCCAGUGGGAAAGUAAAUUAGCUUUAUUUACCGAUUGGAUAUAUCUAAACUACUCUCCAUGGAGAUGCAGUUAGGGUCCAUGGGCUUCAAUGUUACUACAAGAGGAAAUUAGGAAGGGUCUAGAGGGGCAUUAAGCAUUAAACUUUUUGGUCUCGUAAUACUUAAUUCGGAAUAUUGUAACAUUAAAAUCAUAACGUGUAGAGAAAGAGUACGGUUUAAAUUUCUCUAAUAUUAAACAAUGAAAUUUUAGAUUUAAACACUUUAGAAAAAAGUAAAAAACCUUACCAGUAUACUCGGAGAAAACCAGCUGCCUUUGGUGGUCAAACUGUACGGGACGAACUACAGGGUAGUGUUUAGAAUGUGUCUUAAUUCAUUGGUUUGAUAAGCCCACUGUUCUCAUGCCAUCUACUCAAUGCAAAGAGCCAUACUAUUCCUCUGAUAAUGGCUCUCAAAUGAGUCCCUUUAUGAUUUAGUGCAAAUCUGUGGUUGACAUGGUCAUUGACGAACUGAAGAAAAAGAUGGAAUACAUUGAGACGAAACUGGAUCCUUCAACAAUGUGCAAGGCAUUGCAUCUUUGUCCUUCCUCUCUUACGAAGGUUUAAAAUCAUUGAAAAUUGACGACUAAGAAUUCACUUUUUUUUGCAUCACCACUUUACCGUGAUCGGCGUAGAAGCAUGAUAGAAGUACAGUGAUUAAAAAUUUUGCUAUUUUAGUUAAGUAAUCGGGUUAUUAAUUGCGGUAUGGAACGAAAACAGUGAAGUGAUAUUGAACAAAGGUUUGUAACUUAAUUGUAAUCUACAGUAUAAUAAAAAUAGAAAACAUAAUGAUUCAUGCGGACUAACUUUAAAUAAAACUUUCAACUGCUUUUGAAGGGAUUUUCAUUAAAACGUUUGUAGUUCACAGCGACAUUUAGAUGUGUCUUUAUUCUAAUAUUAAUUCAAUUAAAUUAGUAACAUUAUUCUGAACCAUAUAUUGUGGUGAUGUACUGUACUACUUGGGUCUUGUUAAUGUUUAGCAAUUUCUUUAACAACCUGUUGAACAAUAUACAAAAAUAAGUUCUUUGUAUGUUUGCAUGGCGAUAAAAUAUAAUGGUUUUGUUUGUGGAAACACCACGUAAAAAAUUGUAGUAAUAAAUAUAGUAAUAAUAAUAAUAUAUAUAGUAAUAUUAAUAUAAUUGUAGUAAUAUAUAUUAAUACGUUUUAAUUGUAGUAAUAAAUAUACUGUUUAUUGCAGUAAUAAAUUUACGUGGUGUUUCCACAAACAAAACCAUUAAUAUACAAAAACUUGAAAAUGGGAUUCUAGUAUAGGGAACGCCGAACAAUAUUUCGAAGACGUGUGAAGUAUCAAACUUGAGGUAAAAAAUGUUUCCAUUACAGUAAACAGAAUGGAUACUGCAUGAUUAUGAAGUUUAAUGUUCCAUCAGGGACUUUUAUACUGUAUAUGUUAAUUUUGACCCUUAUAUGGCUAUAACUAUAUUUCUCAGGUGGUUAGACUUUUCAACCAGGCCAAAAAAAAUAUGUGGGUUUCCUAUUUCUUCUUGUAAAAACUUAGGUUGGGUAGAUCGGUUUUAACUUUUUUUUUUAACUUUUUUUUUAAUUUUCCUAACAACCGAACACCAUUUUGUUUAGUCAGUGCUUCCACAUUCAAAGAUAAAUUUCCCUAAUAUUGCCUCAAAUUUCCAUUUUUCACAAACGUUUUCCUCUAAGUGGAAACACUUACAAGCAUGAUCCAAUAAAAAAGUUUAGGGUCUGGAUUUCGGCAUCCAAAACUCCAAAAGCUAGAUAGGGUCGGGAAACCCACAUAUUUUUUUUUGACCCCACCAUCAUGAAUAUUUGUAAUUCAGGCAUGUUUAACUCGAACUACAACCAUUAUUGCAUCCAUGUUUUAAAGUCACUGUUUUACGACUGUGAAUGUGGAAAGUUCUUCUUUAUCCAGUGCUGUGAGAUCAAAACCUUUUGGUGCUUUAGAACCUACAAAUUAAAAGAAGUCAAAGAAAGAAAAUGAUUUUCACUUUGUCUCAAAAUGUCUAAACUACCAGAACUAAAGAG